Alnus glutinosa is the source of this 1200-nucleotide messenger RNA. RefSeq names its product ethylene-responsive transcription factor 4. Gene Ontology annotation, molecular function: DNA-binding transcription factor activity; DNA binding. Gene Ontology annotation, biological process: regulation of DNA-templated transcription. The record is from RefSeq and is a predicted model, not a curated record. The coding region runs from base 115 to 855 and encodes 246 amino acids. The transcript has a single exon. Lineage: Eukaryota; Viridiplantae; Streptophyta; Magnoliopsida; Fagales; Betulaceae.
UCCCUUCACAAUUGCGAGACAGGCCUUUGCCAAUUGCCAUCUCUUUCUCUAUAUUUCCCACUCAAACUACGCAGUUAAAGCGAAGGAAGCUAAAAGAAAAAAGAAUAGUUAUAUAUGGCACCGAGGGAUAAAACGGCCGCCGUUAAAGGUAACGGCAACGGUAACGUGAAGGAGGUGCAUUUUAGGGGAGUGAGGAAGAGGCCAUGGGGGAGAUACGCCGCGGAGAUCAGAGACCCCGGCAAGAAGAGCCGCGUUUGGCUGGGCACCUUCGACACGGCUGAGGAAGCCGCUCGCGCCUACGACACAGCCGCCAUAGAGUUCCGCGGCUCCAAGGCCAAGACCAACUUCCCUUCGCCCUCCGAGAACGCCAACAAGAAGAAUAAUAGUGAUAAUAACAAGAAUAUUUGCAGUAACAAUCAGAGCCCGAGCCAGAGCAGCACGGUGGAGUCGUCCAGCCGCGAGCCGGCUCUGAUGAUGGAUUCCUCGCCGUUGGAUCUGAACCUCGCGGACGGCCAGGACGUUGGCGGCGGCGCGGGAUUCGGAUCUGCCACCGUGAAGUUCCCCUUCCAGCAGCACCACCGGCAGGUCCCGGCGGUCGGGCUGUUCGCCGGAGGUGUGACGGUGGCGAACCACAUGAUCUAUUUCGACGCGAUCGCUCGCGCCGGGCUGGUGAAUGGUCGGCCCUAUCAACUGCCGAAACUCGAUAAUUUCCACUCGGCGGGCUUUGCACGCGUGGUCCAGAGCGACUCGGACUCCUCGUCCGUCAUUGAUUUGAACCAUGAGGAUCUCAGGACUCGGCGAGCCCUCGAUCUCAACAUCGAUCUCAACCAACCUCCGCCACCGGAAAUCGACUAAGCUUUUUUCGGAAAUCUACGGAUUUUAAUUUAAUUUCUUUGGUUUUUAAUUUCGUUUUCGUUUUCCUUUUCGUUUUCUCUAAGUGAGGGAAAAUAGCAAAAAAAAAACAGAAAAAGAAAACGAAAAGUACGGUGAGAGCAAGUACCAGAGCUCGAUGUGAAUACGUAGGUGAUCUCCUUGUUUUUUUUCAACAGUGUAACGAAACGUUGAGUUUCUUGCUGUUGUUCUAGGGCUCUUUAUUUUAUUUUAUUUUUCCCCGUUGUAAUCUCUGAUUUCGGCAUUACUUUCCUUCACGGAAUUAACAGCGAUAAUUUCUCAAAUAAAAGCGUAUGCAAUUUUCAGUUC